AUGAAUCCUGUGUGGAAGGUUUAUAAGAGCAAAGUGCUGAAGACCCUUAACCCUGAGUAUGAGGAGGAAACUGUUGAAGAGGCUGCAGAGGUGGAGAAUGACAUGGGUCCAGUGCUGGAGGACGAGGGGCCCAAUGCCGUCUCCCAACUGGCCAAGAAAGUGCAGGGUGCUGGGGCUAAAAGCUGGAACAGACUAUCAUCUCUCUUCAGUAAGGAUGAUGAACAUCAGCUUCUAGAGGAGACUGAAACCAGUGCUGACCAUCCACUUGCCGUAAAGCCGGAAGAGUCUGCACGACCCACCAGGCGCACAGGAUUCUGGGAUAGUUUUGCGGCCAACUGGGCUGUCAAGAAGCAGGCAGAAGCUGCAGCCGCUUCUGCAGCGAACAGGGCGACAGCAGGGCAGGGUGAGGAGGGGGUGACAGAAGCAGGAGGAGAGGAGAGCCAGGAUGGUCAGAUCACUGAGGGAGAGGAGAGUGAAGGAGAUGGAGGAAGGAGCAACAACAGCUUCUCCAAAUACAUCUCUCUGGGAGGAGGCAGCGAGGACUCAUCCUUCAAAUGGAACUUUGUCACCAGCAAGCUGGCAGAGCUGAAGACUAAGAGCACGACCAAGACCAACUAGCUGUUCACGAAGGAAGAAAACUAACAAAAUAUGGCUGGUGGGGCUGGGUAGGGCUUUAAUGUAGGGGUGUAGUGGAAGUACAGGAGGAUCAUAUAUUUUACACAGGAAGUCCUGUAGCUAAAAUGUACAGCUGUUGUAAAACCCUCCUUUUGUCUCAUUAUAAACUAUAUGACUAAUGCACCAUCUCCCAAAAAAGGCUUUUUAC
Messenger RNA from Monopterus albus (swamp eel), 823 nucleotides. Its product is annotated as testis development-related protein. Gene Ontology annotation, biological process: spermatogenesis. The record is from RefSeq and is a predicted model, not a curated record. The transcript has 4 exons. Lineage: Eukaryota; Metazoa; Chordata; Actinopteri; Synbranchiformes; Synbranchidae. The coding region runs from base 1 to 618 and encodes 205 amino acids.